This is a messenger RNA of Carya illinoinensis, 429 nucleotides long. RefSeq lists its product as uncharacterized. The transcript is spliced from 2 exons. Lineage: Eukaryota; Viridiplantae; Streptophyta; Magnoliopsida; Fagales; Juglandaceae. Bases 1 to 429 code for a protein of 142 amino acids. The record is from RefSeq and is a predicted model, not a curated record.
AUGGCUUAUAUGGCCCUCCCACUAACCUUGAAGGGAGUCGUGAGGGGAUGGUUCUGGUCAUUGGCACCCAAGUCAGUUGGCAGAUGCGGAGAGUUAGCUCGCAUGUUCCUCACACAGUUCAUGACCAGCAGGAGGAGGAGGCGCCCUACCACGUACCUCCUAACCAUCAAACAAAGGGAGGACGAAAGUCUGAAAGCGUAUUUAGCCAUAUUUAACAAAGAGCGCAUGACAACAGAUGACAAGGAUGAAACAAUUACCCUAGCGGCCGAUGGCUUCAUUAAUGCCGAAGACAUGCUUUGGGCCCUGACCAAGCCUAAGAAGACAGAACUAGAACAGAAAGAUAGGAAGGCCAAGGCUUCGGGUAAAGCCAAGGCCCCCGAGAAGAUCAAGAGAGGACACCAAGACAGGAGGCGGGAUGAGGUGCCCUGA